AUGAGUGCAUUAAAAGAAACACAAAUAGAUGAUGUCCCUUUUGUUAAUGAAGUUGAAGAUAAGAAAAAUUGGGAAGAAAGGAUAAUGGCAAGUCAUCCAGAAAUUUUACAGUUAGCUGAAGAGACAAGAUUUUUAGAAGGACUUAAAGAUAAUUGGCAAAACACUCAAUUAAAAGAAUAUUCUCUUCCUUCAUUUGCUCGUAAUUUAUCAGAAAGUAGAGUAUUUAAUCUUGACGCUUUACCAGAAGAAGAGGUUAUUGCACUAAUUUGUCAAUAUUUAAAAGAACAAAAAUUACAAGAAACAAGAAUUGCUUUAGUAAAAGAGGUUUUAUCAAAGCAUCCUCAAUAUCAAUUACUUCAACCUGAUUCACCUCAAUUUGUAAAUUAUACAUCUGAUCCAUCAUUAAAAGAUGCCCUUGAAGGAAUGGUUAAAUUAGGAUUAACGGAUGGUGAUAAUUUAUUUGAAAAAUUACCAUUUGAAGAAGAAGAUUUUGCUAAAUUACCAGAUGAAGAAUAUGACCAACACAUUUCUUUCCAUACAUCUACUGACACUGAUAUUCCCAUUACUGAUGAAAAUAUUAUUCCUAAUAAUAAUUGUGAAAUUAUUUUAGAAAAAUGUAGUGAAUAUCCUGAUGGUAUUGAAAUACCUGCAGCUAUGUCAACAAAUCAAUUGAUUUUAUUUACAAUGACCAGUACUGAUGUUUACUUAAAUAAAUUCUUAACUGUAUAUCGUGAUUUUAUUACACCGAUUGAACUCUUAAACAAAUUUAUUCAAAUCAAAGAUCAAACAUGA
Molecule: messenger RNA, 792 nt
Organism: Entamoeba dispar SAW760
Lineage: Eukaryota; Evosea; Mastigamoebida; Endamoebidae
Exons: 1
Coding region: 1-792 (263 amino acids)
Molecular function (GO): protein binding
Source: RefSeq, a predicted model, not a curated record